Messenger RNA from Hibiscus syriacus, 522 nucleotides. RefSeq names its product HVA22-like protein e. The record is from RefSeq and is a predicted model, not a curated record. Bases 184 to 522 code for a protein of 112 amino acids. The transcript is spliced from 4 exons. NCBI's taxonomy places the organism in Eukaryota, Viridiplantae, Streptophyta, Magnoliopsida, Malvales, Malvaceae.
GAAAUGAAACAAUCUUUAAUCUCUACUUGCCGCACGUCCAAGGCAGUAUCCGAUACUGCUGCUUCUCCUCUUGCCGCCUGGUACGCUAUCCCCACAUGGUCGUGUAUGAAGUUCUGUCCCCUUUUUGCCAUAUAGAUUUCAACCAACAACAAACACACCUUUCUGAAAGCCAAGAGUCUAAGCAUGCGUCUUUUCUGGACCUUGCUCACAACCCUUCAUUCACUAGCUGGGCCUGUAGUGAUGUUGCUAUAUCCAUUAUAUUCAUCGAUUAUGGAAAUAGAGAGUCCAAACAGGGAAGACGAUGAACAAUGGCUUGCUUAUUGGAUCCUAUAUUCAUUGCUGACUAUAACAGAGAUGGUGUUUGAGUGGAUACCUAUUUGGUACAGGGUGAAGCUAGUGUUCAUGGCAUGGCUGGUUUUACAACAGUUCAGGGGAGCCUCUUUCAUAUACGAAAGGAUCUCGAGGGAACAGAUGAUUAAAUAUGGGAUUCUGAGACGCCAUUCUCCUGAUGGAAAGGGCUAA